Molecule: messenger RNA, 2934 nt
Organism: Cydia strobilella
Lineage: Eukaryota; Metazoa; Arthropoda; Insecta; Lepidoptera; Tortricidae
Exons: 2
Coding region: 121-522 (133 amino acids)
Source: RefSeq, a predicted model, not a curated record
UGACUAACGACUUUUUCAAGAAAGAUUCCUUUUCAAAUUGGUUGUUUUUAAUUUUUAUUUUGCUUACAAGUCCAGCAAUUACAAUUAUUAAGCAUAAAAUUAAAGCUAAUCUUUUGAAGAAUGGACGUCGACGAGCCAUCAUUAGUGGAGAGAUGCGAGAAUUUAAUGACUGCGGUCGUGGAGACUCGCAAACAGUAUGGAAAGAAGUGCAUUGACUACCAGCAUAAAACUUCUCGCGUCGCAAACCAGUUACUUCAGCUAAGACUAGACAACAUCGCGAAUUACGAGAAACGGAAGCUCCCGCAGUUCGAUAUCGCCGAUAUGGCGCUGAACAUCGAAGAUAUCAAGGCAGAGAUGAUGGAGAAGCAGAUCAGGACCGAGAAUUUGUGUAAAAGACUUAAUGAUACUCGGGAAGUGUUGUUGCAAGUGCAAAACGAUAAUGUUACGAGGAAAAUGCAGCAGCCGGUAACGAUACAGACGCUUAUGAAGCGAGCUAAGACUAGACAUGGUGGGGAAAUGUAAGCAUGCGCAUGUAGAAGUAUCGGUGCUAAGUUGAUAUAAUCACUUCUAAAGGAAAAGUACUCCAGUGCAAACUAGACAAGAAUUUAGUUUGUGGAAUUACUAAGGUCUGUUUUUUAGGGUUCCGUACCCAAAGGGUAAAAGUGGGACCCUAUUACUAAGACUCCGCUGUCUGUCUGUCUGUCUGUCACCAGGCUGUAUCUCAUGAACUGUGAUAGCUAGACAGUUGAAAUUUUCACAGAUGAUGUAUUUCUGUUGCCGCUAUAACAACAAAUACUAAAAAGUAUGGAACCCUCGGUGCGCGAGUCCGACUCGCACUUGGCCGUUUUUUUAUUCUGUGGACUAAAAUGACGUUUCAUGUGUAAGACAUGACAUUUCUUAGUACUACAUGAAAUCAUUUUAGUCUACGGAAUAAAAAACAGAAUAUAGGAAAGAAACACUAUUUUAUGGAAAUAUUCUAAUUUGUAAAUUUUCAAGUACUAUAUAGUUUAACUCGAACUCCUAUGAAUAUGGGAGACAGCGGUCAGCAAACGGACCGGAUGAAACAUCAUAGCAACUAAAGCAACAAACAACCAAAGUAUCAGGUCCCAACCCGGCUGGUCCCCGUGGGACUUCAGACCAACACCCUUCAACUACGGAAACAGUCUUAACAACACCCCAGGUACACAUUCUAAAUAGAAAACAACCAUCACAGAAUAAAACAAACAACAAAUCAGUCGACUUUAAAAUCUGUACUUAUAAUGUAAGAUCAUUAUCUUCGCCAGGAUGGCUACUACAAUUAACCUAUGCCCUAUACAAAAUUAAAUUUGACAUAUUGGGUCUCAGUGAAGUACGGAAACUAGGUUGCCAAAUCGAAGAACACCAAGAUUACAUACUUUGCUACAAAGGAGAAACGAAAGGGCUCCAUGGAGUGGGUUUCCUUAUCAAAAAGACUUUCUUACAAAAUAUUGUUAAUUAUAGUGGAGCAACAGUAAGUGAAUGUUAAUGUAAGUUGCUCCACAAAAGUUGACUGUGGUGUCUGUGGUGUGGAUGCACCUUGCGGUAUUUAUAGGAAAUGAUUAUUGUCUUUCAGUUGUCAUAAUCUUAAGUAAUAACUACACCAACAGCAGUUAGUCUGGCAAAUCCAUUGAUUUGGCCAUUACAUUAUUUUUGUAUAGGUGGGUUAAAAUAUAUUACAUUUCAAAAUAUUUAGAUCAGUAUGGUUUCACUCACUAUUAUUUUUAGUCGCUUUUGGCGACAUGUUUCAUGGUCCUACAAUAAUCCUCAUAGACACUUCUUUAGCAACAGAGUGGUCAACGCUUGGAACAAACUCCCAGAGGAUGUAGUAGCGGCCCAAAGUGUCAAUGAGUUUAAGAAUAAAUUAGAUAAGCACAAAGCUAGUUCUACUCAACACUGAGAACUCGGUUUAUGAUUCUGGAUACAGGCAUUAUCAGUUGUUUAAACUGCCUGCCUGCAUUACAAAUAAUAAUAAUAAUAUGUUUCGUAUUCUUCGGGAAUCCUUCUUCAGAAACCGAAACCAACGUGAAACCGUACUGAUCUAAAUAUUUUUAAAUAUGUCUCACAAUAGUUUAAUUUCGAUUAAAUAUUAUAUUAUUAAUUCUAAAGAUGUAUAGACAUGCAUGUUGUAAUAUACACACCCAUGCAUGCAUAGCUCUAACAUUUAUGGUCACAUGCGACCAGUGUGCUCUGGCCUGAAAUACUUCUUCAAAAUUUAAUCACAAAAAAUUACAUGCAAAUAGAAUAUAACACAAAUUACACAAUAUGUAAUAUGAAAGACCACCAUUAUACCCAUAUUAUACCACAGUAUAUUAAGUUAUUUCAUAGAGUAACUUAUACUAGAGCGUUACUGUCAUAGUAAAUUUUGUAACCCCAGUAAAUUCACUGCCAUCUGUCGACACACUUUAAAACUAAAAAUAAUAUUUAUAAAAAUAUGAUAAAGUGUAUUUAAAUAUGGAUAAAUGAUUUUUUUAUUUCCAUUAUUAUUUUUAUAUGAUUUUGACCCAUGUUCUUUCACUGGUAUGCGUUAAAAUUAUAAAUAACAAACGAAACAGUCAACGCCCUCUAUACGAGUGUAGGCCAAAACUAGUGGCGCCAUCUGAUCGAGAAUCAAAUUUUCGUGAUUUUCGAGGCACGUUUUUUCCUUAGACUGUAUCCAUCUAUUACGGAGUUAUAUCUAUCUUUGGUUAUUUUAAAACGGGUCACUCACGUAUUAUUAAGUCUAAUAGCUUAACAUGUUUACAACUUAAUAUGUGACGUUUUCAACCAAAAGGUACCACAUUGUCGCUUGUCGAUAAAGUUGAUUUCAAAUUCAAGGUAUAUCGAAAUAGCGCCUUAUUGACAACCGACAAUAAGUACCCUUUUGCAUGAAAAUAUCACAUAAGUUUACGGGAGUUUUAUACUUUAAAUUAUACUACA